UUAUUAAAUCCUGGAUACCCAACUAAGCCUCUUGUUGACACACCAAUCAUCAUGAUCAUAUAUAAUAUAUAUAACUAAAUCAACACUAAAAGUAGUGUGUGUUUGUGGGUUGAAUCAUAACUACGUAAAAGAUCAUUCAUUCUUCAUUGAUUACUUACAUCGGCGAAUGUGGGUUCUAUCAAGAUCUUCGAUCGGUGAUCCAAGGGUUUUACAGUUGAUUCUGUGUUCUUCCAAAGCUCAAUUAUUCAUUCCUGAUUUACAAUGCCAGAAGCAUUAAGAUAUGAUUUGGGGAAAUUUGAGGAAGAGAAGAGAAGGAUUAGGGUUAGAUCUUUCAAGAAAAAAGCUAUGAUUGCUUCAACAAAAUCGGCAAACUCUAUAAAAAAAAGACAUGUUUCAAAUUGCCAAUUUGCACACAUCGCGAUCGAUGAUGUUCGAGAUGAGGAGGAAGAGAAGGCCGUUAAUGCGUUUCGACAAGUUUUGAUCGAGAAAGAGUUGCUUCCUUAUCGUCACGAUGAUUACCACACGUUAUUGAGAUUCUUGAAGGCAAGAAAGUUUGACCUUUAUAAGGCAGUCCAGAUGUGGGCAGAAAUGCUCAACUGGAGGAAAGAAUAUGGUGCAGACUCUAUCAUACAGGAUUUCGUUUAUGAAGAGUAUGAAGAGGUUCAACGCUACUAUCCUCACGGUUAUCAUGGGGUGGAUAAAGAGGGACGACCAGUUUAUAUCGAAAGACUUGGCAAAGUUGAACCUAAUAAGCUUAUGAGCGUCACAACGGUCGAUAGGUUUCUAAGGUAUCAUGUGCAAGGCUUUGAGAAGGCUUUUUCGGAGAAAUUUCCCGCAUGUUCUGUUUCAGCACGAAGGCAUAUCGAUUCUUGUACUACAAUAUUGGACGUUCAUGGGAUGAACUGGAUGAGCUUUGGAAAAGUUGCACAUGAUUUGGUCAUGCGUAUGCAGAAAAUCGACGGUGAUAACUAUCCUGAGACAUUGCAUCAGAUGUUCAUCGUCAAUGCUGGUAAUGGAUUUAAAUUUCUAUGGAAUACGGCAAAAGGCUUUCUUGAUCCAAGAACAACAGCCAAGAUAAACGUUCUGGGCAACAAAUAUCAGAACAAGUUGUUAGAAGUUAUAGACUCGAGUCAAUUGCCGGAUUUUCUUGGUGGAACGUGUUCCUGCCCAAAUGAAGGGGGAUGUCUUAGGUCCGAUAAGGGACCCUGGUGUGAUUCAGAGUUGAUGAAGCUAGUCAACAAUGGAGAUACAAGAAAAAGUGGUAGCUUUUACGAUGAUAUUGACUUAGAAGUCAAGUCAAUUGUAUCGGAGACCAUGAGCAGUAAGUUCUCGGAAGAGCUAGUAUCUAACUCGGGAUUCCGUAGAUCAACGUCUUUCCGCCACAGGGACUCGAUGAGUUAUCAUGUAUCUAAAGGAACUAGAGUUGAACCCGUAGUUUGUGGUACUCAGAUCCAUACCUUACCUACAAAUGAUUGGACACGAAGAAGCAUGGAUAAUAUGGUCAAGUUUCUAUACAAAGUAGUAGCAUGUAUAUUUGUUGUUGUCGAAUUGGGGAAGUUUUUGGCGAGAAAUAUGAUGAGAUCAUCAUCGCACGAGUUUGUAGAUGAUUGGAGUCCUGAAAAAGAGGACUUUUUGCAUCCAUUCGAAGAGAAGUUGAAACAGUUGGAAGCACUGGUGGUAGAGCUUUCGAGUAAACCUUCAAGAAUUCCUGAAGAGAAAGACGAGAUUCUUGCUGAUUCGUUGAAUCGUAUAAGAUCCAUGGAGUCCGACUUGCAGAAGACAAAGAAAGCCUUAUUUGCCACAGCUUCAAAACAGAUGGAACUUGAGGAAUCACUCGACACUUUGCGAGAAGGUACCAUAACGGCAACGAAGUCUUGUUGGUUAAGACGUCCCAAAUCAAGUUUGCGUGGUGCAAGAUGAAGUUCGGGUUCUUGCCUUCACACUUUCAUUCAAUUCCAGACGUUUUCAGUUAUGUUUGUGACAAUAUCUUUUCGUAUUGUUCGUGAUCCCUCGAUUUCAACAGCCGUAAGGAGUGAAAUUUGAAGCUCGAGGGUGACGUUCUCUCGAAGAUCUUUUGGUGGUGUAUGUGGCUUGGAUGGUUGUUAAUAGAUAGUUAACGUUGUGCAGGGAAUGGUAUAUACGUUCGUGAUAUAAAUAACGAAAAAAAGUGUUACAACAACAAAUAGGAGAAGUUGUUGCUCGUGAUGAUAAUUUGUAGUUUCGUUUGAGACGUAAUUGUUCUCAAAAGUUGAUGUCGUUUAAAUUUUAUGUAAUGAUUGUUGAUAAACGUUAUUGCUUUGGG
Molecule: messenger RNA, 2302 nt
Organism: Cynara cardunculus var. scolymus (artichoke)
Lineage: Eukaryota; Viridiplantae; Streptophyta; Magnoliopsida; Asterales; Asteraceae
Product: phosphatidylinositol/phosphatidylcholine transfer protein SFH9-like
Exons: 16
Coding region: 262-1920 (552 amino acids)
Source: RefSeq, a predicted model, not a curated record